Messenger RNA from Dicrocoelium dendriticum, 542 nucleotides. The record is from the annotation of a GenBank genome assembly. NCBI's taxonomy places the organism in Eukaryota, Metazoa, Platyhelminthes, Trematoda, Plagiorchiida, Dicrocoeliidae.
AUGGUUGUAGGCAAAUCGAAUGGAACACCCUUUUUCCAUCUAAUUGUCAAUCGCCGUUGCUAUGAAUUCUUGGAGAUUAUGUUAACGCGACCGCAGCUCGUCCCUGUAUACCAACCAAAUCAUAGUUAUUUCUGUCCCAACAGAUCUCUCAUGAAGCUCUUCUCACACAACAUUCUUACAUCGCGGGUGUUGAAGUCUGUCAAGGUGGGCUACCCCUUGGCUUUGAAAGUCAAAAACUUACAGGUCAACACAGUGGACUUCGAUGCCGCUUAUAUAUCUAAAUUGAUUCCGAAAGUUGAAUGGGGUGUUCUCAAGAAAGUGUCAGAUCAGAUUGGUCAGGAGCAUAUACCACCCUUGCCCGAUGAGGUACCUGCGGAUUAUGAGACAAAUGAAUGCUUUUUAAAACUUGCUCAUCGUGCACUGUUGGAGGUAGACAUUCUAGAGGGCGCCUUAGUCUGCCCCGAGACAGGUCGCGAAUUCCCCAUCUCGGAUGGUAUCCCCAACAUGUUGGUAAAUGAAGGAGAAUAAAGGUUCUUUACUCA